This is a messenger RNA of Synchiropus splendidus (mandarinfish), 1716 nucleotides long. It is a transcript of the gene clu, whose product is annotated as clusterin. Bases 168 to 1523 code for a protein of 451 amino acids. The record is from RefSeq and is a predicted model, not a curated record. The transcript has 10 exons. Lineage: Eukaryota; Metazoa; Chordata; Actinopteri; Syngnathiformes; Callionymidae.
CAGCCGAGGUUUUAUUCUGAAGGUCCAGACAGGAAGUGCGGCAGCGGGGCGGUUCUGGUCCCGCGGGUGGGCUAUAAGAGCGGCGGGUCAGAGAGAGGAGGUCAUCUUCGGGAGCUCUGAGGUGUCGCUGUCGUCUCCUCAGCUGUCGACUGAACCCGUCGGAGGCGAUGCUGAUGAUGAUGCUGAUGAUGAAGAAGAAAGGCGCCAAGUCUCUCGCCGUGGCGGCCAUCUUGCUGGCCACAGUCGGCGCCGUCGUCCCGCCGACCAAAGAGGAUCUGAACGACAUUUCCGUGCGAGGAGAGAAGUUCGUGGACGAGCAGGUGGAAAACGCGGUGAGCGGAGUGAAGGUGAUGAAGGAGGCGAUGCGGAAGAGCGAGGAGGGUCGGCAGCAGCUGCUGGAGCAGCUGGAGGAGACGCGGCAGCAGAAGGAGGAGGCGCUGCGGGCGGCUCAGGACAAGGAGGCGGAGCUGGAGCGGCAGCUGGACGUCUGCAACGAGACGACGCGCGCGCUGUGGGAGGAGUGCAAGCCGUGUCUGAGGCGGAGCUGCGUCAGGUUCUACUCGCGCACCUGCAGCAGCGGCGCCGGGCUGGUGGGACGCCAGCUGGAGGAGGUCCUGAACAGAAGCUCGCCCCUCUCCAUCUGGGUCGACGGCGAGAAGAUGACGGAGCUGCAGCGCGAGGCUCAGCGGCAGAGCCAGGAGCUGCGCCAGCUGCAGGAGCGCUACGCGGUGAUGGCCGACGGCGUGGACGGCGUCUUCUCCGACAGCAUGAAGGUGGCGCAGCACGUCCACUCCGGCCCGCUCUCGUUCCGCGUGCCCUCCUUCUUCAGCACCUUCUACCGCCGCCGCAGAAGCGUCCGGCCCGUCUUCCAGGACCCGUUUCGCAGCUUCCAGGACCUCUUCUCCCCGUUCAUGAACCGGAACUUCCUGGGCUCCGCAGACCCGGCGCUGCACGGCGGCGCCGCCGACAACGAGGACGGCGCGGUGAACGAGGACGUGGUGGUCAGCAGACCGUUCGGCGACGGCACGAUGACCUGCCGGGAGAUUCGCCGCAACUCCGCCGGAUGCCUGCGCUUCAAGGACGAGUGCGAGAAGUGUCGCGCCAUCGAGCACGUCGACUGCGACGGUAAGAGGCCACUGGAGGCGCCGCUGAGGCGCGAGCUGGAGGAGGCCGUGGCGGCGGCCGAGCGCUUCACGCGCCACUACGACGACGUGCUGAAGGAACUGGAGGAGAAGAUGUUCGCCACCUCGUCCAUGCUGGACCUGUUCAACAGGCAGUUCGGCUGGGUCUCGGCGCUCGCCAACACCACGCGCCACAGCCCCUUCACCGUCCAGGGGGUGACCUGCAAGGACCCGGAGCCGGACCAGCCCAGCUCGGAGACCGACGUGUCCCUGCAGAUCUUCGACUCGCCCAUGAACAUCAGCAUCCCGGGCGACCUUCCCUGGAAUGACCCCAAGUUCCCGGAGGUGGUGGCUCAGAAGGCUCUGGACCGCUACAAGGAGAGCAGUGUGGUUCUCAAGUGAAUUCCAGAGGACAGGAACGUCCUGCAGGCCCUGAAGGCCACACGUAGAGCCCCUGUAGAGUCCUGUAGACCAGCUGGUGCUGCCCGAGGCACCACUGACCUCCUGCCAGGCUUCAGACCCGCCCGCCGCGGCUCGGGUCCCUGCACCUCUGACGCUCCGCUGCAGAAUCAGCCCAAUAAAGCCCUCACACUCA